Messenger RNA from Haplochromis burtoni (Burton's mouthbrooder), 2680 nucleotides. RefSeq names its product coiled-coil domain-containing protein 92 (gene ccdc92bb). The record is from RefSeq and is a predicted model, not a curated record. The coding region runs from base 349 to 1353 and encodes 334 amino acids. The transcript has 4 exons. Lineage: Eukaryota; Metazoa; Chordata; Actinopteri; Cichliformes; Cichlidae.
GGGCUUAUUGGUGAAUUUUGAGGCAUUUAGAGCGGGUUAGAUUUCAGGAAGCUCCUCCUCCUCCUCCUGGUGCUGCUCCGUGGCACCGACAACCUCACACUCCGUGGUGCUUUUGUUGUGAAUACAUCACCGCGCUGCACGUAGCCAAUAACCAGAAGGUUACGAGGAGGUUGUUUCGACUCAGCCUGCAGUAGGAUUCAUUCAUUCCCGGAGAGCGAAUCGUGUCGUCCCGGAGAAGAAAACAAGCGAGCGCUUUUGCAGACUGAUCGCUUUGCACGGGCCUUUUGUUUUCUGCGUUUCUGCUCCAUCAGGGACGGGAAAUAAAGAGCCAAAUCUAUACGGAGAUCCAUGACACACGCUUUGGAGAGGAUAUCGCUUCAGUAUCACGCCAAUCCAAAGACAAACCAGCCAUCAACAUCUGUGCACAGGUUCUGCAGGGGUUCGGCCAUGGAUGCCGGGAGGCUCGAGCAGCAGGUGGCCAGUGUGGAGAGAGGCAUCACCUUCCUGAAGCAGGAGCACCUGGCCAUGCUGACUGGCCUGCAGCUGGAGAUCACACACCUGAAGAGGCGCUGUCACGGUCAGUGUACAGAGCUGAGCUGUGAGCUGGACUCCAGGUUUCCCGACAGAAACACAGCAGAGGAGGAGGCAGAGCUGGCGGCACGUUGUGAUGCUGCAGAGCGACUUCUACAGGACCAGCACUGCAUGAUGGUCGCUGCACGGGGGGAACUGCGGGCCAGCCGGGCACGGGCAUCGGCACUCGGGAGGAGCCUCAGAGAAGAAGAGCGACGUUUCUUAGAGGAGCUGAAACGUCGAAGCCACAAGAUCACACUGCUGAGUCGUGAGCUUCAGCGGCAAAAUGUCACGACCACGACCCUCUGUCACGAGCUGCACACUGCGCGGUUAAAACUGUUCCAGCAGCAGCAGAGCAGUGGGUCUGCUCCUGAGGGAGAGGAGGAGGCCAGAGGAAAGGAGCAGGAGGAGGAGGAAGAGGAAGAAGAGGAGGAUGAAGAUGAUGAAGAUGGUGAAGGGGAGAGCUCAGACUGGCUACUGUCUCCACCUCCUCCUGUCUCUCCCAGCCAAUCAGAGGCAAGGCAGAGGAUGCGCAUCAGCGUAAGAGAGGAGAGGGUCAGGGCUUGCGUCCCACAGGAGAGAGUGACAUCACCACAGCAGCCACACCCCAUGCCUGACCCCGCCCUCUUCCUGGUGCCACUUAGGUACCGCCUCCUCCGCAUGCACCAGCCAGUCAGAUCACAGGAUGGAGAAGGGCUGGAGGACGAAUGGGAGGAUAUUGAUGACAGCAGGGUGCCCAGGAGGGUGGACAUGGGAGCAGGGGAGGGAGAAACUGCUCUGUGAUGAAGACAGGGAGGUGGCGUUGUCUUCCAACAGGUCUCAGCUAACGUCUUGAUGCAGUUAUACUAGAAAAAGAUCCAGAUGAGAGCGAUGUAACCUUGUGAUUGUGUGUAGAUUUUGGGAGGUUAGAGUUAAGUUGUGCAGGAGUGCGUGAUCCAACCUACACGUAGAUGUUAUUAGGUGAAUUUGUUACAUUGAUGGUGCAGCUUAUAGUCUGAAAGUGUGAAGAAAUAGGGCAAAAAAAGCAACGAAGAUUAAUGGCUUCAUAUGGAUGCCUUUUGAUUUAAACACUGUUGAUCACAGCUUUUUUCCUAUAAUUAGUAGCCUUGCCUCUGGGUUCAUGAACGCUGACAUCGUGCCGAUAAAGUGGCUGUCUGCUUUCUCACUGCACAAGCUGUACUGCAGGUUUGGAGAGUCACUCUGAAAGGCUUAGGGACAUUUUGUAAUCAUUCGCACUUUAUUAAAUCCAUGCAAUGUGCCUGUUAAUGGCCGAAAAUUAUGUGGUCAUGUUUUUUGUUCUAUAGUUGACUUCUUAGGCUGCCUCUAAUAACAUUAGCGAGUUCUCUGCCCUAGUCAAGUCUCCCACUAAGCUGUAAUAAUUUAUUUUAUAUUCAUUACAUGUUUCCUUAGAAGAUUCUUUCAGGACACAAAGGUAGGGGGAAAGUGCAUCAUCCAAAUCUUUAUUCCAGGCUUAGGUCAUACAUAAGUAGGCAAAAGAAAUGCUGAUAAAAUAGAUAGAAAGGUCAAAUGCAAACACAGAAAACACAAGGAUCUUAAAAUUGAGGUGAAUAGCUCAAUCUAUUCCAAUGAUGACCUGGCAUUAAUCACUCUAGUGAAAGUGAUUAAGUUAUUGGAUGUAGAAACAGCAAAAAAUUGGCAAAUGGGUUGGUGUUCAAAUAGCACCCUUCUUCUCAGUUGAACAUUCAAAACAUUUCCUAGUACUACGUCUCAUUCACCCAAUCACACACACAUUCAUACAGUGUAUGGUGCAUUCAUAUUAUGUAUGCAUAGGUACUUUGUGACAUUCCGGUAGAUGCAUCAGAAGCAACUUGUAGGUCUAGUAUCUUCCCUAAGGAUUCUUUGGCAUGGAGGAGUCAAGAAUCGAUCCAACAACCUUUUGAGUAGUAGAUGACUCACUCCAUAUCCUCACAGAUGCCCAAAAUGGAAGCAAAACUAACCCGGGUGUAAAAAUAAAUUAUAAAACAGUAACCCCACUCCACCCCCAUAUUUCAUAUUCAUAUUUGGGGCAUAUUUGGGCAACACGGUUGUUAGCAUUGUUGUCGCACAGCAAGAAGGUCCUGAGUUCAAUUCCUCCAUCAGGCUGGAGUCU